Molecule: messenger RNA, 3069 nt
Organism: Symbiodinium necroappetens
Lineage: Eukaryota; Dinophyceae; Suessiales; Symbiodiniaceae
Source: the annotation of a GenBank genome assembly
AUGUUGCUCGCUGCCGCAGCGGAGCUCGCGACCCGCUGUGGCUUGGCUGUGCAGGGCACGGAUGACCGCUGCCGGAGAGCCAAACAGCGGUCCGAGCUGCUGCUCGAGCGAAGGCUGAUGGACACCGAGAAAGCAUCAAAACAGCUGCGGGAACAGGCUUCCGAGGUGGACUUCACGAUAGCGGUGGCAGAAAGAUCCUUGGCUCGGAGCGCGAAGCGCUGUGCUGGCAAGGAGAACCUGGCCAAGGUGGCUAAGAUCGAUGCCACGAGGUCCAAAGACGGCUGCGAGCCAUUCGUCCAGAGAUGCUCAGACCCAGCCAAGUAUGUGCGAAUGCAGAGCGACCGGUGCCUCCAAGCCCGGUCUGGCAAGGGCGGAGGCCUUGGCUGGCAACAGGCUUUGAUAUCGCUGGCUUUACCGGGCUCUGAUUUCCAGGCCCGGCACCCGUUGAAGCACUAUGGGGCCGGCAUCACUUCAUGUGGCAAUGCAGCAGAAUGGAGCCAUGCAGUGCAAUUGGCAAAGCAAAUACUAGUUGAGAACAUUGAGUUGGACACUGUCGCAUGUAGCGCCGUUGCAACAGCGUGCCAGAGAGCUGCAUGCUGGCGCGGAGCCUUGCGGUCCUUAAGGCAGAUUGCCGAUCUGGGUCUGCAGGACGAUGUCAUGGCCCAGAACGCACUCUGCAGGGUUGGACGGUGGCAGCUCGCUCUCGGGAUGUUUGCUCGCUGCACACGACAAGACGCCUACGACGCCUACUCCCUGACUUCGGCCCUCCGCUCUCUCUGCUCUACGCAGAGCUCGCAGAGCUCGCAGAGCUCGCAGAGCUCGCAGAGCUGGCGCUGGGCGGGGAACCUCCUGGCCGUCGCCAAAGCAGCGCUGCUGAGAGCCAACCUCGUCUGCCAAAACUCGGCGCUGGAUGUCUUUGCGAGAGCCUCGCAGUGGCUCGCGGGGUUGCAGCUUCUCAAAAACUGGAUGACGCAACGCGGCGGAGUGGAUGUCAUUACACUCACAUCGGCGAUUCAGGCUUGCGGCGCGGCGACAGACUGCGAGCAAGCUCUGGCUCUAUUGAAACUUGCAGACGACCCAAGCUCUCCAGAUCCAGAUGUGAUUAUGUUCAAUGCGGUCAUUCACAGCCUUGCAGGCAAAGGAGACUGGCAAAGGGCCUUUGCUCUUUUGUUUGAGGUAGAGGCUAGGCGCAUGCAGCCGGACGUGGCCACCUAUACAUCAGCUAUUGGCUCGUGCAGGCUAGCAGGCGCAUGGCCGCAGGCGCUUCUCAUGUAUGCACGGGCUCGAUCGCGAAAAGUACAGGUAGCUCGGGUUUGCUCUGCAGUCCUCAUGGUUUGCGAGAAGUCCGGACGGUGGCAACAGGCAGUGGCGUUGCUCAGCGAGGUGGCGAUGUAUGUGCCACCAAUUGUCGAUAUUCUUUGCUUUAACAUAGCGCUAGGCAGUUGUGAUAAAGCUUCAGUUCACCAGGGGGCACUGCAGCUGCUUGACCGCUUCGGUGAAUGGCUCGUGCAACCAGAUGCGUGCAGUUACAACACAGCAGUCUCGUCCUUGGGCAAGGCGGCUAUAUGGCAGCAAGCCUUGCAUCGACUUGAUCACAUGAUGGACAAGCAGCUUCUUCCAGAUGCUAUCAGCCGUGCUUCACUGAUCAGCACGUCCGAAGCAGCUCGAUGGCAAAGCGCUUUGUCUUUGGUUCAAGUGGGCAGCCUCGACAUGCAGUCAGACGUUAUACUUUUCAACUCGGCAAUAUCUGCUGUUGAGCAGGUUCAGAAGUGGAGGCAUGCCUUGGGUUUAGCAGAUGAAGUUUGCAGAAGCAACUUACGGCAUGAUGAAUUCACAUAUGCUGCCACAGCAAGCGCUUGUGCUACUGCAGCGGUUUGGAAGCACGCACUUGCCGUGCUGAACAGCAUGGACUUCUUGGAAGCAGCCGGCAUCGGCGCAUCUGCCGAAUCUGCGUGCCUCAUCUAUGCUUGCAAUGCUGCAGUCGCUGCCUGCGAACCGGCAUCGCAGUGGCAGAUUGCUUCUGGACUGCUGAGGCAUGCAUCCGCACGCAAUCUUGCACCGGAUGCCAUCACCUUGAACACGGCUAUGAGAUGCCGUCGACGGACAGGACGAUGGCAGGGGGCCUGCGAACUCUUGACGGAUGCUGCUCAUCUGCGAGUCCCAGCCACGAUUGUGCUGUGUGGAGAUGCGGUUGCACUAUGCGAGGAAGCCGAAAGGUGGUUUGCAGCCCGUUGCAUCCUAGGGAGAAUUGAGAAUUUCGGCCUGAGGAUCCCGAUUCUCAGACUCUCCGACAUGGCCCGGCUGUUGCUUCUGCCGAUGCUGGUGGUCACCUUGCCGGCUGAAGCGUCUGAGGCACCCGAGACUUGUGCGACAGCGUGGGUCCAAUGCGGCGGUACCGGAUGGACAGGCCCGACGUGCUGCGACUCUGGUUUCAGCUGUUCUCAGAUGAACUCCUGGUACUCUCAUUGUGUGCCGAAGGGGUCCAUCCCAGAACAGACACAACCUGUUUCUUUAGCCGCUUCCGAAAUGGUUGACGACGAGUGCUAUCAGAUGUUCAGCGAGCUCAGCUUCAACACCCUAGUGCAGUCUUUCCCUGCUAAUCCUGAUAGUGAAGCAAAAGCUUACGUCGACUGCAAGCUCUGCAGCCGCAGCGGCAUGCAGUGCACGGCCAAUGUCUUCGGUGGUCGCACUCAGCUCGUUGCAUCGCACAUUCACCUGGCCUCCGACGGCGAUGGUGAGAAUGGUUCAGGCCCUCCAGUGAUCAACUUCUGCGGGGACAACGGUCCUGGAAUGAUUGCUGAUGGCAGCUCCUACAAGUCUCCCUGUCCUCACUACAAGAACCGUGCUGCCGUGAUGUCCAUGACGGGCAACUUCGUUGACGGGCAGAAUGCUGGCUUCACGUUGGGAUCCCGGUUGAAAGACAUUGCUUCCAAUCCUUCAAAGUAUUACUUCAACUUCCAUUCCAUUGCCAGCUGGACGCACUGGCAGAUGGAGGGCAAGGGUCCUGUGGGAAUGUGCCGCGGCGUGAUGCAGAUGAGUCAGAGGAGGUUAGGCUCUGUGCUCGUGUAG